AUGGUUUCCACCACUAAGAUCAAGUCCGUUGAUUUCUACAGAAAAAUCCCAAGAGAUUUGACAGAGGCAUCUCUCUCCGGUGCUGGUUUAUCCAUUGUAGCUGCCCUCGCUAUGAUGUUUUUGUUUGGAAUGGAGCUGAGUACUUAUUUGGCAGUUACCACUCAGACAUCUGUAAUAGUUGACAAUAGCUCUGAUGAUGACUUCUUACAAAUUGAUUUCAAUGUCAGCUUUCCUGCUCUCUCAUGUGAAUUUGCAUCUGUUGAUGUAAGCGACGUGUUGUCAACUAACAGGUUGAACCUAACGAAAGAAAUAAAGAAAGUUCCAAUCGAUCCGCAUUUAAGAGAAACUGGGGAGGAGUACCACCCCACCCCUAACUUAGAUCUCAUCCACCAUGGAGACGAACAUCAGGUCGACGACAAUGCUUAUGCUGCUAUAUCUUUAACUGGUGCUAUUUUUGACAAGAUUUCACAUAAAUUCCCAAUUUUGGUUGUUAACUUCUAUGCGCCAUGGUGCUACUGGAGUAGUCGCUUGAGACCAUCUUGGGAGAAAGCAGCUGAGAUUACAAGGCAGAAAUAUGGUCCUGAUAGUGAUGGGCGUGUCCUACUUGGAAGUGUUGAUUGCACUGAAGAACCUGCUCUAUGUACAAAGUAUCAUAUACAAGGCUAUCCAUCCAUUCGUAUCUUCCACAACGGUAGUGAUCUUAGGGACGAUCAUGGGCACCAAGAACAUGAUUCUUACCAUGGAAAUCGGGACACAGAGAGCUUAGUCAAGAUGGUGGACGAACUGCUCAGACCUAUCAAGAAGUUUGAUGGUACACCUAAUCAUGCGGCUUCAAGUAUUAGAAAGGCACCAGUUAGUGGAGGCUGUAGAAUCGAAGGCUAUGUGCGUGCCAAGAAGGUUCCUGGUGAACUCGUUAUCUCAGCUGUUUCAGGGGCUCAUUCAUUCGAUGCUUCUCGAAUGAACAUGACACAUUUUGUAAACCAUCUAUCGUUUGGUAGGAUGAUUUCAGCUAGGUUGUUGACUGAUAUGAAACGGUUACUGCCUUAUCUUGGUCUAAGCCAUGACAGGCUUAAUGGAAAAUGGUUCGUUAAUGAAGGAAAGUUUGCUGCUAAUGUUACUAUCGAACAUUAUCUUCAAGUAGUAAAAACAGAAGUCGUUUCAAGAAGGUUCGGUCAAGAAUACUCAGUGAUUGAGGAAUAUGAAUAUACAGCUCAUAGCAGUGUGGCUCAUGGUUACUAUUACCCUGUUGCAAAGUUUCACUUCGACCUCUCUCCUAUGCAGGUCAUGAUAAGCGAGAACCCAAAGUCAUUCUCACACUUCGUUACAAAUGUUUGCGCCAUAAUAGGUGGUGUUUUCACGGUUGCCGGGAUACUAGAUUCGAUAUUUCAAAGCACUUACGGAAUAAUGAAAAAGGUCGAACUAGGGAAGAACUUUUGA
Messenger RNA from Raphanus sativus (radish), 1437 nucleotides. RefSeq names its product protein disulfide-isomerase 5-3-like. The record is from RefSeq and is a predicted model, not a curated record. The coding region runs from base 1 to 1437 and encodes 478 amino acids. Lineage: Eukaryota; Viridiplantae; Streptophyta; Magnoliopsida; Brassicales; Brassicaceae. The transcript has 15 exons. Gene Ontology annotation, cellular component: endoplasmic reticulum; COPII-coated ER to Golgi transport vesicle.